Mus pahari (shrew mouse) is the source of this 2671-nucleotide messenger RNA. RefSeq names its product proline rich 3 (gene Prr3). NCBI's taxonomy places the organism in Eukaryota, Metazoa, Chordata, Mammalia, Rodentia, Muridae. The coding region runs from base 671 to 1540 and encodes 289 amino acids. Gene Ontology annotation, molecular function: RNA binding; metal ion binding. The record is from RefSeq and is a predicted model, not a curated record. The transcript is spliced from 4 exons.
UCCCGCUUGUCCUGCAGCUGCUUCUUCUUCUGCUUCACGCUGAAGGGCUUCUUCCUCGGCAUGGCCCCGGAGCCCCGGACCGCCCUCCGCCGAGCUCCCCGCCGCCGCAACUGACUCCCCCGGGCUGCCCCCGCCGGCGGCCCGGGGCCCUGGGGAGGCGGGGCCGCGGUGACGUCAGCGGCGAGCGGCGGGGAGCGGGGCGGCGGGGAUGCAAGCGGCGGCACGUGAGAGCCCGCGGGUCCGGGAUGCACGGGGCGGCGAGCGGGAGACGCGCGUGGGAGGCCCGAGCCGACUCCGUCACGGGCGCUACCAAGUGGCAGUCGCGGGAGGGGGGACGCGUGUCAUCGCCGCUCGGCGCUCCCGGGAGCUGCCACUCACCUGGCGGGGGCCGGGCGACGGGGCGAGGACACGCCCCACCGCGAGGGCGCCAGGAGAGGAUGGCCCCUGGCGGGAGAAGCCGAGGCUGCGCUGGCUGCCCCGUGGACUGGCCUGCGGCGACAGGACUCGGUAAGGAGACUGCGGAAGAGGCAGGUUCACGGGUCACACGUGCGAGCGCGGGUGAGGAGGAAAAGCGAGCGGGACAAGGACUUUUGGAGAGAGGUCAGAGAGCACCGAGUUGUGGCUGUAGGUGUUGCCAUGGUAACUGGGGACCGGAUGUGGCGACCUUAGGAUGCGACAGGCCUCUCGCGUGCCGCCAGAGGCCCGAAGCCUGUCCGGUGUCUCACUGUCAUGCGGUGAAGCUUUCCCACGUGGAGAGGAACUGCACAAGGGGGAGCCAAGCUUCCCCACGCGCGGCGGGGUGAGCGAGGCACCUUGUAGGAGCGAACGGCCGCGGCACAUCCACGACCUCCCGGAAGUGGCAUGGUGGGCGCCUCGGUCACCCGGCCCAUCGCUCACCCGGAAACGGAAGGAAAGCUGGUGUGCCUCUUCCUCACUGCCCUCCAAAUCUGCUGCAGCCAUUGCCGCAGCCGCUAUGCCGAAACGAAAGAAGCAGGACCAGCAGCCGCCGCCGCCGCAGCAGCUUCUCGCACUGUCCGAGCGGGACGAGCCUGGAGACGGGGAGGAUGAGCGCCCCACGGGACCACCCAGCCUUCUGGGCCCUCCCCCCAUGGCUAACGGGAAGCCUGGUGAUCCCAAGUCAGCCUUCCACAGGGGGCCUCCAGGAUCAAGGGGGAGGAUGAUCCCCCCACUGCUGAGUCUCCCGCCUCCUCCCCGGGGUAGAGGCUACAUUCGGGGAGGCCUCGGUCCUCGCGCUAGCCCGUAUGGUCGUGGUUGGUGGGGUAUCAAUACCGAACCUCCUUUUCCUGGGCCAGGCCAUGGGGGUCCCUCUAGGGAAAGCUUUUACAAAGAGGCGAGAAACCCACGAAGGCUCAGAAGCUGGUCUCUUGUCAAGGAUACCUACCCACCUAAGGACAGCCCCCAGAUGAUGGAAGACAAGUCUGACCGCCCUAUCUGCCGACACUUUUCUAAGAAGGGCCACUGUCGAUAUGAAGACCAUUGUGCCUUCUACCAUCCAGGCGUCAACGGACCUCCUCUGUGAGACUGUGCCUUCCCACCCAGGCUGGAAGGAGCCCUCUGACCUAGUGGCCAUGCAUUCUGUGGCUCCAUCAUAGAUACUUGAAGGCUCCUCUGUCACCUUCAAGCACUGACACAUCCACCGCUUUCAUCAUCUCUCCCAUUUGGGGUCCAGAGCUGUGAUUGUCACAGUGCACAGUGCACACUAUCUUCUGACCCAGCCUGGAGAGACCUUCGGGACCCCAUCUUGCUACUUUCCACUGCCUCCUGGAUCCUCCCCUCUGCCAAAAGACUGCUCAACAGGAAACCUUUGGUGCUGUUUCUUGUGCAUUUGUCCACCUGUCCCUCAGUAUUGCCCUCAGUUCCCAAGAGCCCUGGAGCAGUCUCUUAUCCUCUAACUGCUUGUUUAAGUCCUUUCACGUAAAACCCCAGUGUUUGCAGCUGCCAGGAAGUGCACCAGGUUGUCUGGCCUUGAGGUCGAGUUUGAGUGACUGGUACAGACUUGCUCCUUGAACAGCCUCUACCUGCUUUUGGACGUCCUAGUUUCUGUCCGUAGCAUGAGCCCCACCACUAAGGCCUGUGGUCACUGUGCUUUGUGAAACUGUGCAUCCUUUGUAGCCUUCCUCGGUGUCCGUGGCAUUUUUUUUGUGAUUUCCCAACACUAGAGUAAGUUUUUCUGCCAAAUCAAGUGAGGCUCUUGGUGCCCUCUGGAGUUCACCUACCUCCCAACACGGGAGGACGUGAGACUUCUUCAGACUGCCUCCCCAUCGUGCCCUCUCCUGGCAUUCUGGGUCUGACAGGUCAGUGGUGUCUUGGAAAGCCUCCGGCGGGCCUCCCCACACAGCUCCCGCCUGGCCCGUUUUAGUUAGGCUCUGUCGUUGUGAGGCCACCGAUCCUUUGAUUUGACUUUGUGAAUCUCCACCUGUCUUUGGAUGGAACCUGAACAGUACUGACAUCUCUGACCCUCUUACUUCCCUGGCACUGCGUGUUUUCUGUGAAAACAGCAGUGAACAUGUUGGGUUUUGAACAGCCCCUAUGGAAGUGGGUCAGGAGGUGUGUGUGCAAGAGGAGAGAGAACUGUUGGAGAACUAAGGAUGUUUUUUUUUUUCUUUUUAACUUUUUUUUAUAUUAGUAAUAAAUACAGUGGAAACCGGUA